CAAAAGCUAAAAGUCAGCAAGCUGUUAAAAGCUAAUGCCUAAAAAUGUGAAAUAAAACACAUUUUUUAAAUUAUUUUAUUUAUUUUAUGCUAAAGGAAAAUGAAAACGAUUAUUCCUGGCUGUUCUCCCUGACACAGACAGAUAAAAUAAACUUCUUUUUCUUCUACUUUUUUUAUGGUGGUUGGCAAGCAACUACAAAAGAAACUUUUUCAGAGAGGGACUAAAGGAAGUAGGCUGGCUGCAGCCAGGUGAAGAUGAUUGCCUCCAAUCAGCAGCAGAGCUGUGGAGCAGCUCCCUAAAAAACAAGGCCUGAUGACAUUACUGCACCUGACUUUAAGGUCUUCUUUAGAAAUUUAAACAAACCUGAGUGGAAGAUGUCAGUCAUGUUAGGCAAGUUUCUUCUCAACUCAAGACUCUUUGUGAUGAUCUGUGCAGCCAUCAUGUGUUCAAACACAGCAAAAGUCCACCGAACAAUGACACCGGGCUACAUUCGACUGAAACUAAAUGUUCUGAGACCACUGAACGAUCCAAGUGGCCAACAAACUCCCCGCUCUGUCGGUCUGCCAUCCAAAGAAAGUGGAGUUCAAACUGAAACUGAUACAGGUGGAGUUAGAGAGACAGUGUCACUCAUUAACCGUCACUCGCCCCCUCAGUACACACAAGGCAGCUUUGGUUUCAGUCAAAACCAUCAAGAUAACAGUCGGUCUCAGGUGAAGAUAAUCAAAGUUCAGAGCAGAGGAGUGACGCCAGCGAGUGGCACUUUCACCAGAAGCUCUCUACGUGAUCAAAAGACAUUUGAUGGUUGGCCRUCUAUAAAGCACAAUUAUUCUCCCCCUCAGAAGGAAGAAAACACGAAUUCAGUAUAUUUUUCCCAAAACUGGGACAGCAGAUACACAAAAAAAUCUGAACACGAUAAAAACAUUUUUACCACAGACUCGUCAAAGGUGGACAAAAAUAAAUAUUUAAGCAAAUCUUUUCCAUCCCAGACCAACAGACUCCAAAGAGCUCAACCCUUGACCUCAAGAGGGCGCUACAGUGACUAUAAGGAGAAGAAUCAGCUUCCUGUGGUCAAAGCAGAGAGGGAGUUAAAUGGGAAAAGCAAUAUACUUGUUUUUAGGGGUGACACUGUGCCUCAUGAAGCUUCAAUCGGCAACGAGAUCCCCAGCCAAGAAAAGCAAACAGCUGCCGUGGAUUUCUCACAGAACCAACUCUCUGUGAGCAACAGGGAGAUGCUGGGACACAGGAAGAUCCUGACGUAUCUUUUUAAGGACUCUCCAGGUUGGUUUAACGAAGUAACGAGUGACAAACAAAGAGAGGUAAGGAUGGACGCUGCCAAACAUAAGCAAAGCCCCUUUGACACACAAGAGAAAAACAGAUUUGGUUUAGAUUUUAAACGGUCAGCUACAACACAACCAGUCGAGCAAGAUACUGAUGGUCGCAAAAAGCUCGGUGCACGCCAAAUCAGAAAAUAUCYGCCCCGACACGUCACUACGUCUCCCCCUCAAGCCUUUAUCCAACCAGCUUCUGUAGAAGGCAAAAAUCUGGAAAGUUUUGUCCCUACGGUUCCGUUGCAUUCUCAGGAUAGCUUCGCAACCAGCAGCAARGCAUUUGUUCCAAUGGACCGAAUCAAUUCAAGUCCAAGAGACCUGGAACACAACUACAAACCAGGGCCGUCUAUAAAGAGGAUCAGUCGCCUUGGAGGGUUUACAAACUCUGUAAAGCCACGUGGUCCCUCUCCCUCAAAGAAACCACAUUUUCAACAAUCCAGUCUUGAUAAUGGAAUAAAACAUCCGUUUAGAUUCACAAAUAUGUACCCCUAUUUGUCUAGCAAGUAUAGCUUUGAACAGAAGGGAGCAUCUGCACCAGUGAGUAGUUCUUCACCUGCUCCACCGAUCCAAAGCCCAUCUGUUUCGACUCCAAGACCGUUCACCACAACUUUUAGGCCCCUCAGGCAUCCGCUGCCUAAAAGGGUUGCUGACGUGAACAAAACUGAGAAAACAGAGAAAGAAUUCAAACUCUACAAGGGAAGAUUUGGUCUCAAAGGGUUUGGCACUCAACCACUUGAGGGCACCAAAGCUACACCUCAAGAACCAAGCACUUCUACCAAGACUGGUUUCAAAGGUUUUCAGCUCAAUAGCUUACAGACCUGGGAACCAAAACAGGUUCGAAUUAACAGACGGUACAACCAGGCUGGUGACACAGAACCAGGAAGCCGUAAGGUCAUCCCGGUCGAUCCGAAUGGAAGAGUUACAGUUAGGGACGAGCUCAAACCAGUCCCCAGAACUCCACAGGUUCCAAUUCUUAAACCUAUACCCGAUGACCAGACCAAUCUGAUCCAAACCUUCCAGCUGCUGCUCCGGCCUGUUACAAAUCAAAUUGCAUGGGUUCAAAGCAAAACAAACUGGACACAAGCAGAGGAAAACACAAUUCGGGCGACUAAUGUGGUCUCUUCAUCUUAUCUGAGAUCAGCAGGGCACCUCAAGAUGGCACCGAGGUUAGAAUCAAAGCAGAGCAAGGACAACGUAAACAAAUCUGUUGCAACAGCAAACCAUAUGACCAUGUUUAAGACCCCCACUAGCAACACAGKGAGGAGGGGCAUACGUGUGAAGCAAGCCAGCAGGAAACUCGAUGGGUACACUCCGAUUAACACAACCAGAAACAUCGCUACAAUCAGAGGCCUCGGAGGUAAAGCCAUCACGUACGCCGACAUCGUUGGAAGUGCUUCAUUUAGUAGCAUCACAGCUGGAAGUCAGCCACUGGUCAUUUCAACCAAUAUGGAUUAUUUCCCAAACAUGACCACAACAGAGCAAAAUCCAGAGUKGACACUAAAACCAGAUGACGAGGGAAACACAACUACGAGCCUUGAAGCAAAUCAAGAAACCUAUGAGGAAGAUUUCAUAAGUGUAAAAAAAAACGUGUUUGGAAAAGACAAAGUGGACAUGUCUGAUUUGUUGUUUGASAGUGAAGGGAGUGGGGAUUUGGUUUUGUCUCAGCUUUCACCAACAGAAAGCCAAGCAGCUGGGAAACAUUUGUUAGAGCUAGAAUACCUCCGAAAAUCUACCAGGAACCUCUUCUUUAAGUCUGUAGCGAACUCCUUUCUGGAUCAGCAGUAAGAUGUCCUGAUGGUUGGAGCAAAUCCAAUAAAAGCUGGAAAAUCACUUUGUUUUGUUCUUUGGAUGACAUCUGAACAAAAAACGAACAUUUCUAUCUCUAAGGUCUGUGUGGUGGUCUAAAACUGUGUGGAACAGCACUUUUAAUAAAACUUUUGUAAUAUGACAGUAAUCGAAAUCUAAAAAUGUACUGAUCCUUUUUUGGGGAAAAGUAUUUUAUUUUAUUUUUUUAAGUUUUCAAACACGCACUACUUUUCCAUGUCUGAUGGUUAAACUCUACAUUUUUAGGCUUCAGAAAAUUACAGAUUUUAUAUGGAACAGUUAUUAAAUUUGAUUUAAACUAACUAAAAUACCAACAUGAGUAUGGGAAUAAACUCGUGUUUCAAAUAAUUAAAUAUAAAAACAAACUUGCACUAUUGAUAAAACUCAGAUGCCUAAUAACACCCAAAAUUUCACCAAUUGUUUUUUUUUUUCAGUCAUUUUUGAUUUUCACAGAAAUGUCUGGUUAGUUAAACCACUUAGCUCAAUCGUUCAGAUAAAUAAGCUAAACUCAAAUCAUAAAUCAGUGUUUUUACACAGACGA
Molecule: messenger RNA, 3693 nt
Organism: Austrofundulus limnaeus
Lineage: Eukaryota; Metazoa; Chordata; Actinopteri; Cyprinodontiformes; Rivulidae
Exons: 3
Coding region: 375-3113 (912 amino acids)
Source: RefSeq, a predicted model, not a curated record